AAUGGGGGUGUCGCCGUCGCCCAGUCAGCUCCGUGUCCUCCGUUCCUCCGCUGGUGCUGCGCUGUCGUCGCGGCACCCCCUCCCAACCCUCUGUCCACUACGUCCCCAGAACCGGCCGGCGGAGCCCGGAGCCAGGGCCGCGUCCCCGCCAUGCCGGCCCAGUGGCUAUUACUCCUGCUGGCGCUGCUGCUACCGCCGCCCAGCCCCGGGAGUUUUGGAAGUGCCAGCACAGUAACACUGCCUGAAACCCUGUUGUUUGUUUCAACCCUGGAUGGAAGUUUGCAUGCUGUCAGCAAGAGGACAGGCUCGAUCAAGUGGACUUUAAAAGAAGAUCCAGUCCUGCAGGUCCCAACACACGUGGAAGAGCCUGCUUUCCUCCCAGAUCCCAAUGAUGGCAGUCUGUACACACUUGGAGGCAAGAACAACGAAGGCCUUACGAAACUUCCCUUUACCAUCCCAGAAUUGGUUCAGGCAUCCCCAUGCCGAAGUUCAGAUGGAAUCCUCUACAUGGGUAAAAAGCAAGAUAUUUGGUAUGUCAUCGACCUUCUGACUGGAGAAAAGCAGCAGACCUUGUCAUCGGCCUUUGCAGAUAGUCUCUGCCCAUCCACCUCCCUGCUGUAUCUUGGAAGGACAGAAUACACCAUCACCAUGUAUGACACCAAGACCCGAGAGCUCCGUUGGAAUGCCACCUAUUUUGACUAUGCAGCCUCACUGCCUGAGGAUGACGUGGACUACAAGAUGUCCCACUUUGUGUCCAAUGGCGAUGGGCUGGUGGUAACUGUGGACAGUGAAUCUGGGGAUGUCUUGUGGAUACAAAACUAUGCCUCUCCUGUGGUGGCCUUCUACGUCUGGCAGCGGGAGGGGCUGAGAAAGGUGAUGCACAUCAACGUCGCUGUGGAGACUCUACGCUACUUGACCUUCAUGUCUGGGGAAGUGGGACGCAUCACUAAAUGGAAGUAUCCGUUCCCCAAGGAGACAGAGGCCAAGAGCAAGCUGACGCCUACCCUGUAUGUCGGGAAGUACUCCACCAGCCUGUAUGCCUCUCCCUCAAUGGUGCACGAGGGCGUUGCUGUAGUGCCUCGAGGCAGCACUCUUCCUUUGCUGGAAGGUCCCCAGACAGAUGGUGUCACCAUUGGAGACAAAGGAGAGUGUGUGAUCACCCCCAGCACAGACCUCAAGUUUGACCCUGGAAUCAAAGGGAAGAACAAGCUAAACUACUUGAGGAAUUACUGGCUUCUUAUAGGACACCAUGAAACUCCUCUGUCUGCAUCUACUAAGAUGCUGGAGAGAUUCCCCAACAACCUGCCCAAACAUCGGGAAAAUGUGAUUCCUGCUGAUUCGGAAAAAAGGAGCUUUGAGGAAGUUAUCAACCUGGUUGACCAGACUUCAGAAAAUACACCAACUACCGUGUCUCAGGAUGUGGAAGAGAAGCUGGCCCAUGCACCCGCCAAGCCUGAGGCCUCUGUGGACUCCAUGCUCAAGGACAUGGCUACUAUUAUCCUGAGCACCUUUCUGCUGAUUGGAUGGGUGGCCUUCAUCAUCACUUACCCCCUGAGCAUGCAUCAGAAGCGCCGACUCCAGCACCAGCAGAUCCAGAAGGAGCUGGAAAAAAUCCAGCUCCUGCAGCAGCAGCAGCUGCCCUUCCACCCACAUGGAGACCUUACUCAGGACCCCGAGUUCCUGGAUUCAUCUGGCCUCUUCUCAGAGAGCUCAGGCACCAACAGCUCCAGCCCAUCCCCCAGAGCCUCCAACCACUCACUCCACUCCAGCACCAACCCUUCCCUGGAGCAGGAUGAAGAGGAUGAGGAAACUAGAAUGGUGGUUGUUGGGAAAAUUUCAUUCUGCCCCAAGGAUGUCCUGGGCCAUGGAGCUGAGGGCACAAUUGUAUACAAAGGCAUGUUUGACAACCGCGAUGUGGCUGUGAAGAGGAUCCUCCCUGAGUGUUUUAGUUUUGCAGACCGUGAGGUCCAGCUGCUUCGAGAAUCAGAUGAGCAUCCGAAUGUGAUCCGCUACUUUUGCACAGAGAAGGACCGGCAGUUCCAGUACAUUGCCAUUGAAUUGUGUGCAGCCACCCUGCAAGAGUAUGUGGAGCAGAAGGACUUUGCCCACCUUGGCCUGGAGCCCAUCACCUUGCUUCAGCAGACCGCCUCAGGCCUGGCGCACCUGCACUCUCUCAACAUAGUUCACAGAGACCUGAAACCCCACAACAUUCUCCUCUCCAUGCCCAAUGCACAUGGCAGGAUCAAGGCCAUGAUCUCUGACUUUGGGCUCUGCAAGAAGCUGGCAGUGGGCAGGCACAGUUUCAGCCGCCGUUCAGGGGUACCUGGCACUGAAGGCUGGAUUGCCCCAGAGAUGUUGAGUGAAGACUGCAAGGAGAACCCUACCUACACAGUGGACAUCUUCUCUGCAGGCUGUGUCUUUUACUAUGUCAUCUCUGAGGGCAACCAUCCUUUCGGCAAGUCCUUACAGCGGCAGGCCAACAUCCUCCUGGGCGCCUGUAGCCUUGACUGCUUCCACUCAGACAAGCAUGAGGAUGUCAUUGCUCGUGAAUUGAUAGAGAAAAUGAUUGCAAUGGAUCCCCAGCAGCGACCCUCUGCAAAGCAUGUGCUAAAACACCCAUUUUUCUGGAGCCUGGAAAAGCAGCUCCAGUUCUUUCAGGAUGUGAGUGACCGAAUAGAAAAGGAGUCCUUGGAUGGCCCGAUAGUAAGGCAGUUGGAGAGAGGCGGGAGAGCGGUGGUGAAGAUGGACUGGCGGGAAAAUAUCACUGUCCCCCUGCAGACAGAUCUGCGAAAAUUCAGAACCUACAAAGGUGGCUCUGUCAGAGAUCUCCUCCGAGCCAUGAGAAAUAAGAAACACCACUACCGAGAGCUCCCUGUGGAGGUUCAGGAGACGCUGGGCUCCAUCCCUGAUGACUUUGUGCGCUAUUUCACAUCACGCUUCCCCUACCUCCUCUCUCACACCUACCGAGCCAUGGAGCUGUGCAGUCAUGAGAGACUCUUCCAGACCUACUACUUGCACGAGCCCACAGAACCCCAGUCUCCAGUGACUCCAGAUGCCCUCUGAGCUGGGGCAGCCCCUAGUGUGGUGGCCCCCACAGUGACUGUGGGUCUGAUCUCUGCAGUCCAUAGCUUGCUGCCUCUGGGAUUAGCAGGAAGACUAAGCUCCUCAAACCAAGUGCCUUGAGCUGCUGCCCUGCAGCCAGAAGAAGAUAAUGCUGAUUCUAGGAAUGGGAGAGGGGCCCUCAUGACUACAAAAAGCUGAAACGACAUGGCCCUGAAGUCUUGUAGUCAGGGCUAUCUACAAAGGUGGGCCUGUCUCAGAGGCUGCAAGAGGAGCAGUGUCAACCUUUCACUGGAUGAACUCUCUUCCACGUAUAUUUCUUUCUAGAAUUCCUGUGGGAUGACAGUUUGGGGCCUUUCAGUGAGGGAGUAGAGGAAUCCUGUUUUGCCUACAUGCUAGGAGCAGCCUGGUUGGGGUGCAGCAAGUGUACCCUCUGUUGGAAAUGGUCUGAGAGAUUCAGGGUGCUAAGGAAGAGAACGUUCAGAGGUGUUCUUCUUGAUACAGGAGGCACCUCCAGGUUACUGGUAGCCUGUGUUGUAAGUGUGGGGCAUGGAGUUAGAGACUGGUUAGCAGUGCGUGUGGACAGCUGAGCUGUGUCUGGGAAUGGAAGAUGAAGAGGACACUCAGUUCUAAUUGCAGUGCUGGCCCAGCACAAGUGUACUAAACAGUAGCUCCUGAUAGAUUGAAUCCUGGCCAUGUGAGCCAGAGAUGAAGAAUUCCCUGGCCAUCAAGAAGGCAGCUAAGACCAGACAGGGACAGAAACAGGUCGUCAGGGCCAGAGGGGAGCAACGAGAGGGAACCUCUGAGCACAUGGAGAGGCUCAGAACCAGGAGGUGAGUGAUAUGGACCGUCUGCCUCAGAGCCCAGCAGAUUAGCACACAGAUUGUAGGCCAAGGCCAGAGCCACCAGAGGCUUUUUAGGCCAGCUUUUACAUUUCUGGCAGAUAUUAAUGAGUGUGUUUUGGUCAUAUUGCAGAAUGCUGCAUUUGCAUAAGUAAGUUAAAUGUAGCUUGAUGCUUGUGAAGAAGAAAUGUAAGAUAUAAUAUCUUCUGUUUUGUGUAGUACCAAAAAUCACCAUUCCCUCAAGAAUGUAUAACAUUCUCUAAUGCUGAAGAGUAAGACAUCUUGCAACACUGUGUAAAUGUAUUGAUAUCAAAGUGAUUCUAUCAGUACCGUUUUUCUCUAAAAUUAAUUUUUAACUUUAGGUCUAGUCAGAAUUUACUGUCUUCUCCCUCCCAAGAGCCUUUGAUGUUAGUAUAUAGUCAGGGUCCAGGGGGUUGGAUUCUGUGUAGACUCCUUGAGCCAGUGUGGCCUCUGACAUGUAGUCCUGGUGAGCUGAGGCUUGUUCUGUUCUGUGCUAAGAGUAGCCUCGGCAACUCUAUGCACUGCACUGACUGUAGUCAUGGCUGCUGCAUCCCCUGAGAGGUCUUCUGGUGUGCUGGUACAGGGCCACUUACCCAAAGCUUCUCUGCUGCUGUGGAAUUUGAUUUCCUUACUUUCAUGGUGGCCAAAGUGAACUCUUUCUUAACCUCCUGCAUCUUUGAACCUCAUGGGUAACUCUGUUUAGACCUUGGAAUUUCAGCUGACUUCUUGCUCAUCUCUUACCAUAGCACUUUGCCAGUGGGCCCAAGAGGGGACAGCCUAAGACCAAUGGCAGGAGGUGCAACCAGUGUGGUCUGACAGGCUUGCCUCUGAGACUGCUGCCUACCUUGUUCCUCCUGGCUGAGUUUCCCUUUGGGAAGUGCUGAAGUCUUUUAUAAAGGCCCAGCGUGGUGUUACCUCCCAGUCUGCCUUGGGACAGCUUUUCAAAUGUUCUUGCCACUUAUCGGAUCAGUUUCUAACCAAUCAAAUUUCCAAAAGUCCUCCAUUCAUCGUACUUAUUGUAGAAACUUUCCGUAGAGCUAGACAGGAUAUGAGACACUUGGGACACAGAGAGUACAGAAAGACUUGUGCCUUUUAAAGCCUUGUGAGCGUCGUUAGCACACAGUGUCAGGGCAGAAAGAAAACUCAAGUGGGUAGGAAGGGUGUAUAUUUGGGGUUUGCCCCACUUGUGCCUUAAAACUGUCCCAUCUCAAAAAUCAAUCAGCUGUGGUCAGCUCACCUCUGUGUGUCCUCUAGAAACCAGGCAGUUGUUAGCUCUCCAGGUGUGUCGUGAAAACACUGUGGGCGUCUGGGAUGCUCAGCAAGAGACACUGCCUGCCUUCAGUCCAGGUGUGUCGUGAAAACACUGGGCAUCUGGGAUGCUCAGCAAGAGACACUGCCUGCCUUCAGUCCAGGCCAGCUCUGUAGCAUUGUCACAUCUUCAGAGGAAGACGCCCAGCUGUCUCCAGGUACAGCAUCUUCAGCUUUAGGAUGGAAUUGAGUUAUGUCUGGGAUGUUACCUUUGUUUAAACUUUGUCUUGUGUUGAACUUUAAGUUCAGAAAGUAUGCUGUGUCAUUAGUACCAAAGCACUUGCACUUUUGGGAACAUAGGUGUCACUUGGUAAAUCACUAGGCCGUCUAGAGACUGAAGGUGAACCCCGGCAGAGGUGUCUCCUGCUCUCAAUACAGCAGUAGCUGUAGGUUCUUCCCAUGAUGCAUUACAGAGAAGGUGGAGGUCUGAGGUCAGCAGAUAAAGCCAAGUGCUUUCCACCGACUUUGAAGAUAGGCAUGAGACUCUCCUCAGAGCCUUUACUUUCUGGAGGUUUUGUGUACAUGUGAUUUAGUUAGCUGCCGAAGCUCCUUUCCCCAAAACGAAAGGCUAAUUGAUUAGCUGCUGCUGUGACCUGCAGAGCCACCCCUGGCUGCAGACUCUCCUGUGCUGGCCACCUGCUUGUCAUCUGCAGGGCUUUGGUCCUGCAUGGCUUCCUGUAGGUCCCACUCUCCGUCUGCCCCUGGGUCUGUUCUUGGUUCAUUGUCUUCAUUGCCACGGUCCAGAGGUGCAGGAAGAGCUGGAAGAGCAGCCGCAGCUGCCCUGGAAAGAGCCUCUUGAAAUUCCCCGCUUGCCCUUCUCUGUGAUUGGUUUUCCCACAGUGCUGUCCUUGCCCAUCACUCACAUCUAGAAGCCACGGUGUUGGCCGCCAGGGGCCUUUCAUUGGCUUCUCCUCCUGAAGGCUAUCACACUUCCAGCUGAGCCAAAGUGCCUGCUUUCUCCCCAUUCUUGGUUUUCGUUAUGGACUAGUGAUUUUCCACGUGUAAUUUGGGUUGCUUUGGGCACUUAGGUCUCUUCUGUACUUAUUAGGAAGCUGCAGAGGUACAUCUAUGUUGAGCUUCCCUCUGGAGCAACCUUAGCUACACUGUUUGCCAGUCCUGUCGCCUCAGCUCUCUGUUCCCCAUGUGUUUGGUGGGUAUAGUAUUCCUUCCCAGUUGUCCCUAAAACUGACGGAGUCCCCACUCACUAAGCAUUACCAGCCAGCUAUGUGGCUUCCCCACACAAAGACCUUGUGUAGUUCAUUUUGCGAUGAUCUAUUUAUUGAAUCUAUUUAUAUUUAUUUAAUUUUUACUCUGAAGUAUAUCUGGUUACAAUUGCACUUGCUUAAAGCACAUACGAUCUGUGUGGACAAUACCCCUGACCAUUUUAAAACUGGAAAAGAAAAGUUACACUGUAUCCUGCCACCUUUUGAUAACCUUGUCUUUAAAGGGUGAAUAAUUUGGUCUGGGUAAAAUGUUAAUUUUUAGAUGAUUUUUAAAAAAAUCUUGUGCCAUGUGUCUUCUGUAGACAGUUAAUUGUUUAAUUGAUGUAUGCUGAUUGUGUGAUUCACUCCUCUUUAUGGAAACUAAAAUAUUCUUUUUAGCUUUAUAUUUUAUAAACUGCCAGAUUGUACAUCUAUUCUGUGUAUUUUUAAUGCUCGUAUUAUGAGGGCCGUUAUCUAAGUUGAACGGUUAUUUUUGUACCUCCUGUACAGUUUUAUAAUUCUGCUCAUUGAUGAAGGUGACUUAUGCUGAGCCAACCACAAAUAAAGGUAGUUUU
Microtus ochrogaster (prairie vole) is the source of this 7008-nucleotide messenger RNA. RefSeq names its product endoplasmic reticulum to nucleus signaling 1 (gene Ern1). The record is from RefSeq and is a predicted model, not a curated record. Gene Ontology annotation, molecular function: protein serine/threonine kinase activity; RNA endonuclease activity; ATP binding. NCBI's taxonomy places the organism in Eukaryota, Metazoa, Chordata, Mammalia, Rodentia, Cricetidae. Gene Ontology annotation, cellular component: IRE1-TRAF2-ASK1 complex. Gene Ontology annotation, biological process: mRNA processing; intrinsic apoptotic signaling pathway in response to endoplasmic reticulum stress; IRE1-mediated unfolded protein response.